AUGGCGGCUGGGCCGGGCUCCGCCCAGCCCAUUGCCGCAAGCCCUCGCGACUACCAUCCAAGCACUGCACCUGAGGCUCCUGCCACACACAGCAUCCCCACCCCUGUGCCUGUCCCGGAUCGGGGCUCCGCCCCGGCCCCUGCGAUCGAGGGUGACGCGCCCCCUCGCUCGCCCCGCACCGACCCUGGCGGCCGGCUGGUGUGGGCCAAGGUCGGAGCGUACCCCUGGUGGCCGGCAAAGGUGCUGACGCGGGGCAGGGACCUGUCGUUCCCUCCGAGCGAGGAGCCGCCACGCCCUAACGCCGUGCCCGUGCGCUUCUUCGGCACCCAUGACUUCUCGUGGAUCGGGAGCAAGCGUGCCAUCAUGGACUGGGAGGAGGGGCGGGAGCAGUGCCUGGCAGAGUGCUCCCAGGAGUCGUUCCUGGAGUCUGUCCAGGAGACGAUGGCGUACCAGCGCACAGGCAUGCUGCCGGACGCAUUCUACGAGGCGCCCGCGAGUACGGGGGGCAGGUCCAAGCAGAAGACGGGCAAAGCGAGGAAGUCGGAGGCGGACAAGGGACACCGAGCGGCGCUUGCCGGGGCUUCUGGGCAAGGGACCGGAGGGCUGAUCGAGUUGUCUCCUCAGGACAGGCAGCUGCUGGUGUCCACGCGGCGCAAGCAACGGCUGCAGGUCGGUGCUCACGCCAUUGGGCGAUGCCGUGGGUGA
Molecule: messenger RNA, 705 nt
Organism: Auxenochlorella protothecoides
Lineage: Eukaryota; Viridiplantae; Chlorophyta; Trebouxiophyceae; Chlorellales; Chlorellaceae
Product: putative histone-lysine N-methyltransferase Mes-4
Exons: 4
Coding region: 1-705 (234 amino acids)
Source: RefSeq, a predicted model, not a curated record